AAAUACUCGGCCUUAAAAAGAUACAGAAAAAAUAAAUCUGAUGCCCUCAAAAAAAAACUUCGGGAUAUUAGUCAAGCUGUUAAAUGUCAAAUUAAGAGAAAAUAUCGUGAAUACCUAACCAAGAUCGAGAAAUCCUUAAAUUCUAAUCGCAAAACUUUCUGGAGUUAUCAUAAGGCUAUGUUACAUCAAAGAACAAACCAUAUUUCUGCGAUCAUUUACAACGGUGUUACAGCAACUAAUCCAAUUGAAAAAGCAGAACUACUCAAUGCUUAUUUUACCUCUGUGUUUUCCAAACCAACUGCGAACAUGGAUUAUGCGAAUUUUCUGAAUUAUCAGGAGUUUUGCUCAGAACUUGCUGAAUUCCAAUCGACUACGGACGAGGUCCUUGCUUAUCUGAAUUGUUUGGAUACAUCUAAAGCAUGUGGUCCUGAUUGGUUACCAGCGCGUUUACUUAAAGAGUGCAGUUUCCAGAUAGCACCCAGUUUGUGUGGUUUGUUUAACUAUUCGUUACAUAUAGGACGUCUUCCAUCAGAGUGGAAAGCAGCUGA
Messenger RNA from Paramuricea clavata, 548 nucleotides. The record is from the annotation of a GenBank genome assembly. NCBI's taxonomy places the organism in Eukaryota, Metazoa, Cnidaria, Anthozoa, Malacalcyonacea, Plexauridae.